Xenopus laevis (African clawed frog) is the source of this 1673-nucleotide messenger RNA. RefSeq names its product cysteine-rich motor neuron 1 protein-like. The record is from RefSeq and is a predicted model, not a curated record. Bases 10 to 861 code for a protein of 283 amino acids. NCBI's taxonomy places the organism in Eukaryota, Metazoa, Chordata, Amphibia, Anura, Pipidae. The transcript has 4 exons.
UUGGAAACCAUGAGAUUCAAUGUUAUUUUUCUAAUCAUUUACCUCACCAUACCAGGCUAUCAGGCCUACAACUGCACCUCGUGUGAAGACACAACAUGCCCACCAAUUUUAUUCGGCUGCAACAGCCAUAGAGCGAUCGAUCCGUGUGGAUGCUGUGAGCAUUGUGCCAGGGGCUAUAUGGAACCCUGCGGAGGUGAAAACUGGGAAAUCGGCUACUGUAAAAAUGGACUCAACUGUGCCGCAGUAAAUGGAACUGAUCUUGCUGAGAUUCCUAACAUAGGGAUUUGUAAAGAGCUAAAGGAGUUCCCACAAAAAGAAUAUUUUGAAGAUGAUGAAAUCUGCCCAAAGCAUACUGCAUGUUACAAGCGAACAGGAGUUUGUGACUGUUUUACUAAACGUACCUGCAUUCUAGAUUUCUUCCAGUAUUCAGAAGAACACUGUAACCCUAUGCUAGACUUCCCCCCAGAUGACUGGGAAAAGGAGCAAGAAGAGGAGGUAAAGAUUUGCUUUUGGCGCGGCUGUGAUAUCAUCGAUGGCAAAUGUGCCUGUGAAUCAGGACUUUGUGAUUACACGCGUAGGUUUCAAUUCAGGGACAUCGGGGAAUGUAACAAAGGCCUUGUAAACCAAAAGUGUUCCAAUGUGACCUGUCCUGAAGUGCAACCCAUUGAAUGUCCCAAUGAUUCAACACUUAGCAAUGCCUAUACACCACAAGGAGAUUGCUGUCCCAAAGUGCCCAGUUUCUGCACUUGUGAUUUUAACAAAUGCAACAACGAGUGCCCAAGAGGAAGAAGAAAAGUCAUGAUCUGGAAGAGUAAUGGAAUUCCUGGGAGCUGCUGCGAUAGAUUUCUGUGUCUCGUCUAGAUUAGUAACAAUCCCUCUUUCUUUCAGAGUGAAAACUGAUUGGUUGAUCAUUAUCAUGUAAGAAGGAGAUUGAUUAUCACCAAGUAAUCUCUAUUUUUUUAUAACUCUAAAAUUAGCUUUUAUACAGUGUGUAGAAGUUGAGAGAGGCACCUCUAGGCAAUGAACACAAUCUUGGGUGGGAAACUUUGCACCCUAAUAUUUUUAACUAUGUUUCAUGAAUCAGUUAGGGUAUAGGUGCAAACUGCUGGUUUACAACAUUGUGGACCUUGAAUCGCUAUGACACCUUAGGGUGCUGUAAUAUGAGGUGGGGCUAGUGUUUUAAGGAUUAACCACAGGUUGGUAGUUGUUGAGAUUGAAUAUACUAACUGGGUCUCGAAGUCAGGUCAAGCUGACAAAGUUGGCUGGUAAGGGGUUAAGCUUAAAGUUCUUGCUUGCUAGUGCAUAUAAUGUUAUAGGAACUGAAAUUGUUUUGCUUGGCACAUGUUAAGCCCCUAGAAUUCAGACAAUUAAUCAAAUAAGAAAAAAGAAGUUAUGUCUAGACAAGCUAAUGCAUAAAAGUUUGCUUCGUCAAAAAUGAUGCUUAAUAAUAAAAUCCAGUGACAUAAAAUUAAAAUUAAGAUGACCAAUUGAAGAUUGAUUCAAGUAACAUACGUAAUCUAAAAUUAUGAUGAUGUUUUGAUCUGGGUAUAAAAUUUGUAUAACAAAGUGUAAAGGGCAGAAUUCUCUGUCCGGACCUGUCUUAUUUGCUGUAUUGCUAAACCUGCAGUUUGGUGCACUUUGCAAAUAAAUCUGUCUUCUAAGUUUGAGCAUUA